Molecule: messenger RNA, 4472 nt
Organism: Dreissena polymorpha
Lineage: Eukaryota; Metazoa; Mollusca; Bivalvia; Myida; Dreissenidae
Product: calcium permeable stress-gated cation channel 1-like
Cellular component (GO): plasma membrane
Molecular function (GO): calcium-activated cation channel activity
Source: RefSeq, a predicted model, not a curated record
ACAUAAACUGGGGCUGCAUCUUCCUUUCUGGUAACGGCGCGUUCUUCAUCAACUACGUGAUCACGUCUGCGUUUAUUGGUACGGCCCUGGAACUACUUCGAUUCUCGGAACUCUUCAUGUAUGGCCUGAAGAUCCUCACUGCAAGAUCUUCCGCUGAGCGGACCUCUGUCAGAAAGCACGUGAUCUGGGAGUUCCAGUACGGUGUACAGUACGCCUGGUUUCUAUCGUUGUUUGCCAUCAUCAUGUCCUACAGCGUCUCCUGUCCCCUUAUAACUCCAUUCGGCCUGGUGUACAUGGUCUUCAAGCACCUUGUGGACCGAUACAACCUGUACUUCGCCUACAAGCCAUCAAAAAUCAGCCCCAACAUCCACUCAACUGCUGUCAACUACGUCAUCAUUGCUGUCAUCUUUCUGCAGUUCAACUUUGUGUUCUUCUCUGUUAUAAGAGGAAGCACGGAUCAACCCAUAUCCAUAUUUUCUGAUGCAAUCCUGUUUAUCAUUCUGGUUGUGUUCUUCGGGAAAGUGUGCUUUGGAUGCUUCCAGUCAAUCACUCCAUUUAACCCUAAUAGAUACCAGCCUGCCCACCAUAACCAAACCAACAUAGCAGUCACACAGCAACUUGGAGAACAGACAGGUCUCUCAAACAAGAGGGAAGAUUCCAAUCAGCAAUUUGUGGCGAGUGUUUUGACAGAGCCCCAGGGUACAUCUGUUGUGCAGUCUGCCUCAAGCACUCUGGCACAGUCCUAUGGCACCAUGACAACCACCCAACCAACCAGACAGACGGACGGAGAUACAUGAAUGGGGAGAGAGGGGAUAAAUAGCCUGAGAAUAUUGUUGGAAUAAUUUAUCGUAAAUGUCUUUUAAGUGUAUUUUUGGUAUAAAGCCAUUCUAUGAAGAAUUUUUAUAUUUCAAAGUAAAAUGGGAUAGCAAGAGUUUCUAAGUUUUUAUAUUUGAUGAUUAUUUCUCAAAGUAGGAGAAAAUUUAUGUUUAUUUUUAAUAAGGCUUAUAAAAGUAGACAGUGUUGUUAAAUAUUUAUGAUAUAAUAACAGGGUAUACAUAACAAUAAUGGGGAUGUAUACCCAUAUUGAAAGCAUUAAUCAAACCCCUGGAUUUAAGAUGAAAAAGUACCUGGAUCAAUAUCACAUCUCUACUAACACAUGCUAACCAAAAGUGGCUUUUAUGCUAAUUUGUAAUAAGAUAUGCAUGAGCCAUGUCAUGCAAAAAUGGGUCUUAUGCCACAUGCAGCAUUUGAAGCUUCACACCAGCCAGUGCAAUCAACCUGUCUGGUCAGGAGCUUCUCUGUCAGCUUUUGAGACCACGAUAACUUGUGCUACUUUAUAGCAGACAGGGUCGCUCCAGGCCAGACUGUGCAGAUGUGCAUUUUGGUUGGACACUAUGCUGCAUAUUGAAUGAGACCCAUUUUUGCAUGACAUCAGUUGUAUGGCAUUGGUUGUUUCUUUGUUACCAGAAUGUGUCGAAACCUGUGUUUCUGUACAUAUUGCCCUACAGAGAGAUGUAGAAUGAAAUGGAGGAUUGUGAUUUGUGUUAACUUUGUAAAAUAGAAAUUUUGUUUUUUUUGUGUUAAAAAUACUUUGAAAUAUUCAUAUUGUAUGUUAGAGAAAACCAGAUAAGUCUUGCAUUUUUGUAAAUUAUGCGCUGAAAGAUGCUGACAAAAAUAAAUUUCAUGUACAACACUUUCAGCUUGCAGCAUACACAUACAAAAUAAAAAUAGAUCCAUACAAUAUUUCUUAUGCCAAAAAGUGCAACUACAUGUGUGUUAAGAUUUCUAAUUUGGAUUUUUAAAAUGCAUUACUUAGCAUUAUCAGUUAUAUUUAUUUUGUCUGCUUUUCGAACCAAUUAAUUUGAAAGUGGCUUUAAUUUUGUUAUUCAAUGCAUGGUUUAACUUAGUGUUCAUUUACCAUUUAUUAUCCGGCAAGAAUGAACAUUUACCUUGUUGAACAAAACGUAUCUGGAGCGCAAUAUUUUAUGUGGAUUUACAAAUGUUUAAAUGGGCUGAUUGUCUGAGAUAACAAUAUUUGCCAUUAAGAAGGUGAGUACAGUAAAACAUGUCUUAUACUUGUCUGAAAUACAGCAUUAACCGAAUAAGUUGAAAGAAUUAUAUGUAAAUGUAUUCUGUGUCAUCAAAACUAUUGGUAUAGAAAAUAAAAUAAUAUUCUGGUUGAUGAAAGUUUUCUUAAAAGUAUGUAUGGUCAUUGAAAUAAGUUGCUAUAUGUAAGAAUGCCAUCAUGAAAGGAAUGAAUAAUUAUUGACUGCGUAAUAUCAUAUUGUUGUGAACUGAUUGUUGCUAUAUUAAGCCUAGUUCUGAGAAAAUUUGGCAUAAUAUAUGUGUGUAAAAUGUCAUCCCAGAUUAGCCUGUGCAAUACACAAAGGCUUAUUUGGAAUGACACUUUCCGCUCUUUUUUAGUUUUUUGUUUAAAGGAAGUCUUUUUUAAACAAAAAUUCAGUCAAGGCUGAAAGUAUCUUCCCUGAUUAGCUUAUGCAGACUGCACAGGCUAAUAUGGAGCAACACUUACACACAUGGAUUAAGCCCAUUUUUCCCAGAACGAGGCAUCAUUAAUUGGCUUGCUGUGCAAUAUUGUUGAGGUAUAUGUGAAAGUAUGGCAGGCUUAUCAAAUAUGAAUCCCUAUGUGUUUUGUUGGGACGUCAUGGCCCAGUACAGUGUUUUUAGGGGUAAUGCUUGUAGAGAUAAAAGAGUGGCAGGCACAUAUCUGUACAUCUGGUCCCCUAUCCACCCACCAACUUAAGUCUUAGAAUAAACAAUAUUCUUUAUAUUCAAGAACUACUGUAAUUGUUAGUCAAACUUUGCAUUCACCACCUCUAUCUACAUCAUUUUUUAUGCACAACAUUUUUAGCCUGUUUAUAUUCAAACACUGGAUAUAUUUGUCUUGGUUCUUAGCUUAUUCUUUAUUCUUAAGUCUAAGCAUGGGUUGGUGAAUAAGGGCCAUGACCUAUGAGGGGCUUUCAGUGUUGUUGUUGGAGAAUUAGUGAGUAAAAUUAGUUGGUUUGUUCUUGUUCACUUAAAUAUUUUUUUAUAUUAAGGAAUUAAACUAACAUUGCUUGUGGAAAGUUAAAAGUUGUACUUUUUUAACACAUAAUUAAUGCAAAAUAAUUUUGUCUUGCAAAAAAUAAUGGCAAACAACAUGUUCUGAUAAAUUCUACAAGUUUGGGUUAACAAUGUCACUCUUUGAAGAAUUUUUCUAAAUUUUAACAGUGAAAGUAUGAUUUUAAAUAUAUAUAUCAAUAAGUUUAAAGAACAAUUAUGACAAUUAUUUUGUCUUGUACAGAAGACAAAGAAAAAAAAAUACAUAGAAAUGACCGCUUAGGCAUGUAGAUUUAUUGUUUACAUAUUGAAGAUACCAGUCAAGAGAUGUUUAAUAGGCUGAUGUGUUUUACUUUGCCUUCAUUAAUUAGCCACAAUCAUAGACAUUUCAUUAAUAUUGUAGGCACUUUGAUAUAGGUUUGACUAUACAGAAACAUAAACUCAUGAUCAUAUUUCUGAUGUUUGUUAUGGGACUUUUUGAGACUGUCUAUUUUAUUUAUUUCAAAUCAUAAAAAAGUCAUGUUUAAGAUAUGAAAUACAAAUGAUAAGUCAUGAAACAUUUAUCAUAUAUGUUUUGAUUUCAAAUUUCUCAAAUUCUUGGCAAUAAAUGCAUUAGUAUAAGUAACAGAAUCUCAUUCAAUGUUUGAGAAUUGAGAUUGAAUUUAUCUGUAUUAUAGACUCUGCAAUUGGAACAACAAUUUCUAGGUGUUUGUUAUAGCCCACAAUUACACCCUAUCCCUACAUGCACCUAUAUUCAAAAACACUCACUUUGCUUGCAAGUUUUGCAUUGAGAUUGACCUGCGGCUGUUGUUGUUUAUAUUUAUUUGUUGUUGUUUAUGUUUAUUGUUGUUAUUGUUUAUGUAAAAAAUAUACUAAUUAAUCUACAUGUCUUAUAUUGCACCAACAGGGUUAUAUCUAUAUUAUGAAAAUUGCUUUAAUGUGAAAUAUUUUUGCUUGCUUUUCAAAUCUUAAUUAUAUAUGAUGUUGACGAAAAGUAACUACUCAUAAAAUAUGAAAGAAAGAUAUGGGACUUGGUGGUCAAAGAACUAGCACUACAUUUUAAUUAAAAUUAUGAUAUCUUCAAUAACAACUUUUAAGGAGUUAAAUAAUUUAUGUUUUACUAGCCAAGAACAAUUUAAAGAACUGGUAUACAUUUAUAACUUAUUAAUGCAAUUGUUGUAAUUCAGAUAAUUUGUCAUAUGAUAAACAGGAGUAUAUUUUAUUACUAUAAAUGUAUAAUGUUUUAUUCACUAUACAAGAGUGCUCAAAGAAACAUCAAAAUAUUAACAUGAUUUCACCGUUUUGAGCCCAUUGUUGAUUGUGGUUUCAUUUACUAUUAUAAACCAAUUACAUAAAAAUCUCACUAGAAUGUUUACUAUAUUCCACCAAUUUAAAUAAAAUAUAAAAAUAUU